Molecule: messenger RNA, 1658 nt
Organism: Populus trichocarpa (black cottonwood)
Lineage: Eukaryota; Viridiplantae; Streptophyta; Magnoliopsida; Malpighiales; Salicaceae
Exons: 14
Coding region: 129-1373 (414 amino acids)
Cellular component (GO): endoplasmic reticulum; COPII-coated ER to Golgi transport vesicle
Source: RefSeq, a predicted model, not a curated record
GUCUCUUUUUUCUUUCUUUGGUAGGAGACAGACUCGGGAGGACUCGUAUCUUCUUCUGUUCACCGGCCGGCACUCUUCUUCUUCUCGUCAUAAAACCAGCUCCAGGCAGAGAAACGAAGGGAAAGAAAAUGGAGGGUAUUUAUCAGAAACUGAGGAACUUGGAUGCGUAUCCAAAAAUAAAUGAGGAUUUCUACAGCCGUACUCUCUCCGGUGGCCUUAUCACUCUGAUCUCUUCUAUUAUCAUGCUUUUCCUCUUCUUCUCUGAAUUCAGCUUGUAUCUCCACGCGGUUACUGAGACAAAGCUUUUAGUGGACACUACAAGGGGACAAACCCUACGCAUCAAUUUUGAUAUCACUUUUCCUGCCAUUCGAUGUUCGUUACUGAGUGUUGACGCCAUUGAUAUCAGUGGAGAGCAGCAUCAUGAUAUUAGGCAUGAUAUAACUAAGAAAAGAAUUAACGCUCAUGGCGAUGUAAUUGAAGUCCGCCAGGAUGGGAUUGGUGCCCCAAAGAUUGACAAGCCUUUACAGAAGCACGGUGGCAGGCUUGAACACAAUGAGGAAUAUUGCGGUUCAUGUUUUGGUGCUGAAAUGUCAGAUGAUCAUUGUUGCAACUCCUGCGACGAAGUUCGUGAAGCAUACAGGAAAAAAGGGUGGGCUUUGACAAAUAUGGAUUUGAUUGACCAAUGCAUACGUGAAGGCUUUGUCCAAAUGAUAAAAGACGAAGAAGGUGAAGGAUGUAAUAUUAAUGGAUCCCUGGAAGUAAAUAGAGUUGCUGGGAAUUUUCAUUUUGUUCCUGGGAAAAGCUUCCAUCAAUCAAAUUUUCAACUACUGGAUUUACUGGAUAUGCAAAAGGAGAGUUAUAAUAUAAGUCACAGGAUCAAUAGACUGGCUUUUGGUGACUACUUUCCAGGCGUGGUAAAUCCCCUUGAUGGGAUACAGUUGAUGCAUGGAACACAAAAUGGUGUGCAACAGUUUUUCAUUAAGGUGGUUCCUACAAUAUACACUGAUAUUCGAGGCCGCACUGUGCAUUCAAAUCAGUACUCUGUUACAGAGCAUUUCACGAAAUCAGAAUUGAUGCGCCUUGAUUCUCUUCCUGGAGUUUACUUCAUCUAUGACUUUUCUCCAAUUAAGGUGACAUUUAAAGAGGAGCAUACUUCAUUUUUACACUUCAUGACAAGUAUUUGUGCAAUAAUUGGAGGUAGUUUCUCUGUCUUUUGCUCUCCUCAACCCCCUGCCCUAGAAAGGCAUCUUCACUAUCGCAGGGAUAGUAGAUUCCUUUAUUUAUCAUGGUCGAAGAGCAAUCAAGAAGAAAAUGGAAAUUGGCAAAUUCAGCUGACGUUUUCAGUGGCUUCCUGUGACAUUUUCAGGCUGUAAAUGUCACACAAAGAUGCAUGCUACACCCAGAAGGAUAUGCUGAAGUCAAAGAACAAAGCUUUCAGCUCCAGCUUAACUGAUUGAUACUUGUUACACAUUUCUGCUUGGCUGUUAGAUAGCUAGUGCUUGCUAGGACCUGGACAAUGGAAGGCUGAGACUUUCUUUUUGUAGAAUAUCAAAAUCAACUCCUUUUUUUUUUUUUUUAAUUUAUGAAGUGUUUCCGGUUAGUUGCAUUUCGACUCCUUUUUGGACUAUCUAUUAAGAUUUAAUUAGAAGUUGAAUAGA